Molecule: messenger RNA, 996 nt
Organism: Caenorhabditis remanei
Lineage: Eukaryota; Metazoa; Nematoda; Chromadorea; Rhabditida; Rhabditidae
Exons: 3
Coding region: 1-996 (331 amino acids)
Molecular function (GO): protein binding
Source: RefSeq, a predicted model, not a curated record
AUGGAGAAACCGUUUCCCCUCUUCCGUCUACCAAGACUUGCAAUUGAAGAAGUAAUAAGCACAAUGACUCCUUUUGAAAUCAUCAACUUCUCGAUGACUUCCUUGAAAAUCAAGUAUUUUAUCAAGUGUUUACUGAGAACCAGUCGCAAUUCCCAAUACGUUUUGCAAGUGAAUACAACUAAAGAACCAAUAAUCGUAUUAAGAGGAUCGGAAAUCUAUUUUAAAAUCAAAAUAACAUCCUUUAAGACAAUGAAUCGGCAGAUAGAAUACAAACAUGAUUUUGAAAUCCAGAAGUAUGACAUAUUCUGGAUUUACUCGGAAAAUUUGAUAGAUGAAUGGAUGAAUUUUGUGAGAAUAGUGAAAGAGGUUUUCCAGAUUGAAGAACACAUUGUUAUAUUUCAUAUUGACCAAUUUCCAACGAGAAACAAAUUGAUUGUUGACUUUAUCAAGUCUCUAACUCCAUCGAUUGAAAGUUGUGAGUUUCAUGGAAAAACUGAAACGGACGAAGAUGUUGAGUACUUUCUGAAUAACCUGAAUGUUACUGAAUUCGUAGGAUUCAAUCUGAAACUCAGUGAUCGUUUUACGUUUCCACAGGAUAACUUUCUUGAAGGUUUUACCAUUGAUCCAGCAAACUGGUUAACAUUCGAUAAAUUGCUGCGUUUGAAAGGUUCUGAAUUUUACAUCCACGGUUCUCCAUUAACAAACCAAGAACUUAACCAGUUUCUAAUUCUCUGGAUGACAUCUCAAUGCCAUCAGAAUCUAGGGUAUCUUUUGAUAAAUAUCAAUGACCCCCAAUCAGUUGACAUCAUUUUUAAUUUACCGUUUGAAAUAAUGAAUCCAAAUGUUGAACGAAUUGGCAGACUACCGAAUAACGACACUAUUUCAUUAAAAGAAGGUAUCGAUAUCAAGAGAAACGACGGGAUGACUGGAACCAUUAAUUUCGAUCGGAGACUUGAUAAAAUGCUACUGACGAUGGUGGUUUCUCAAAUUAAUUGA